CUUUUUACUUUUAAGGAGGGAUUUUUUGAUAUAAAAACUUAUAAGAUAAUUAAUGUAAGAGGAUUAAUCUAAAAAAGUAGAUCCUAUGGAUGCAUUCAGAAAAAAAGAAGAUUAUAGAGAAGCAUGUCAAAAAUUAGAUGGUUUGCACUCCUAAAAUAAAGAAAACGAUGAAACAAAAUAUUUAAUGCUAUUCAAGAAAUAAGAAACAUCCAAAAAAGAUUUAUGUGUAAUAAUAAGAGUCUAUAAUGGAAAUAUGUUAUGGAUGUAAAAAAUAGAUAGAGCAGCAUUAGAUGAAAUGAUUUUAAAAACAGAUAUCAAGGGAACUUAUUCCUCUUUCUGUGAAUUAAUCAGAUUUGCAAUUAGUGAAAAUUCAUAUGAUUUUGUUCAAUUUGAAGCCCAAUUAGAUAUAGUUCUUUAUUUCUCUCUACAAAGACAUGUUUAACUAAAAGGAUAGAUACCAUUAGAUUAAGGUCUACCCAUAACAAAUGAUGAAGACAUAAGAAAAAUACAAUUUUAAUUUGUUUGUGAUCUAGUCGAUGUAUUAAAAGCUACGCAGUUGUAAUUUACUAAAGAAAUAGAAGUUAAUACAACCAGAAAGAAAAAAAAUGAACAAAUGAUUGAUGUUGAAUAACCACCUCUUUAAAAGCCUCCUCCUCCACCAAAGAAAAAUUUGCUUACAAUAGGCUAAGAGAUUUUAAAUACACCUGAAGUAUUAUUACCUCGAAAAGGUCCUUAUGGAAUCCCCUUUUAUGGAAAUCAAUAUGUAUAGUUUCCUUCAAAUGCUGAUUUAAUAAAUCCAAGCAAAAAAAAGAGAAAAACAAAUGGGGGCUAAAUUGAUUGA
Molecule: messenger RNA, 841 nt
Organism: Paramecium tetraurelia
Lineage: Eukaryota; Ciliophora; Oligohymenophorea; Peniculida; Parameciidae
Exons: 1
Source: RefSeq, a predicted model, not a curated record